CGACAACACCAGUCGAUGAAUCUAGGCCCGAAAUUCGGACUUGACUCCUCCAUUCCUCUCUCUAUAAAGCCCGCUUCUCCGAAAUCCCUAGAGCCCUCACCCCUCGAACCCCUCUUUCGCUCGCACCACACCACACCACACCACACCACACAGCUCUCUUUGUCUUGCUCUGCGUCACGGGGUUCUUUCUCUCUGUCUUUCUUCAACAAAAUGGAGACCUUUCUAUUCACAUCUGAAUCAGUGAAUGAGGGACACCCCGAUAAGCUCUGCGACCAGAUCUCUGACGCUGUUCUUGAUGCCUGCUUAGCACAGGACCCUGACAGCAAAGUUGCUUGUGAGACUUGCACCAAGACCAACAUGGUCAUGGUCUUCGGAGAGAUCACCACCAAGGCCAAAAUAGACUAUGAGAAAAUCGUGCGUGACACUUGCCGAACAAUUGGAUUUGUCUCCGAUGAUGUUGGCUUGGAUGCUGACAACUGCAAUGUCCUUGUUAAUAUUGAGCAGCAGAGCCCUGACAUUGCCCAGGGUGUCCAUGGUCAUCUCACCAAGAGGCCCGAGGAGAUUGGUGCUGGUGAUCAGGGUCACAUGUUUGGUUAUGCCACCGAUGAAACCCCUGAAUUGAUGCCCCUCAGCCAUGUCCUUGCAACCAAGCUCGGAGCUCGUCUAACACAAGUUCGCAAGAAUGGUACCUGCCCAUGGUUGCGGCCUGAUGGCAAAACCCAAGUGACUGUUGAGUAUUACAAUGAGAAAGGUGCCACGGUUCCUAUUCGUGUGCACACCCUUCUCAUCUCCACCCAACACGAUGAGACCGUGACAAAUGAUGAGAUUGCUGCUGAUCUUAAAGAGCAUGUCAUCAAGCCUGUUAUCCCCGACAAGUAUCUGGAUGAGAAGACCAUCUUCCACCUCAACCCUUCUGGUCGCUUUGUCAUUGGCGGACCUCAUGGCGAUGCUGGUCUCACUGGCCGCAAGAUCAUCAUCGACACUUACGGUGGGUGGGGUGCUCAUGGUGGUGGUGCUUUCUCCGGAAAGGACCCCACCAAGGUGGAUAGGAGUGGAGCAUACAUUGUCAGGCAGGCUGCGAAGAGCAUCGUGGCCAAUGGGCUUGCGCGGAGGUGCAUUGUGCAGGUUUCUUACGCCAUUGGUGUUCCUGAGCCAUUGUCGGUUUUCGUGGACACGUAUGGGACUGGGAAGAUUCCGGACAAAGAGAUUCUCAAGAUUGUGAAAGAGAGCUUUGAUUUUAGGCCUGGCAUGAUUGCCAUCAACCUUGAUCUGAAGAGGGGCGGCAACAGUAGGUUCUUGAAGACUGCUGCCUAUGGACAUUUUGGCAGGGAUGAUCCUGACUUCACAUGGGAAGUGGUGAAGCCCCUCAAGUGGGAUAAGGUGGCUCAAGCUUAAGUAAGGCUUGUCAUUAUUGAUUACCGAUGCAUAAUCCCCUUGUUUUUUCGUUGUCUCUGCCUACUGUUGGUCUUUUGUUGGGGUUUUCCUAUUGUUUCUUAUCAUCUUUUAAUUCUGAAUUUGCUAUAGAAAAAGAAAAAAAGAAGAAAAAGAAUUAUUAUUUGGUUUAAGGGGGGGAUCGGAGGUGAAAGACAAAGAAAAAAAAAAAAAAAAAAAAAAAAAAGGAUGUGAAUUACUGUAUGAAUCGCUGCUGCUGAGAGAUGCUAUAAUAAUGCCCACAAAUUGUGAUUGUUCACAAAGAGAAACAUUUGCAAAGCAUUUAUUUUAAUUACGAAUGAGAAACUUUGCUCCCCUUCAAUUA
Camellia sinensis is the source of this 1756-nucleotide messenger RNA. NCBI's taxonomy places the organism in Eukaryota, Viridiplantae, Streptophyta, Magnoliopsida, Ericales, Theaceae. The record is from RefSeq and is a predicted model, not a curated record.